Chaetomium globosum CBS 148.51 is the source of this 1137-nucleotide messenger RNA. RefSeq lists its product as uncharacterized. The transcript has a single exon. NCBI's taxonomy places the organism in Eukaryota, Fungi, Ascomycota, Sordariomycetes, Sordariales, Chaetomiaceae. The record is from RefSeq and is a predicted model, not a curated record. The coding region runs from base 1 to 1137 and encodes 378 amino acids. Gene Ontology annotation, biological process: carbohydrate metabolic process.
AUGCCCACCACACACGCGGGCAUCACCUCCCAAGAGGUGCACGCCAAAAUCAACCUCCUCAUCUCCGCCAUGGUCUCGAUCCGCGACAAAACCGGCGAAUUUCUUCUCACCCUCCCCGACGGCCGCAUAAUCGACACCAAAGGCUGGCAAGACUGGGAAUGGACGCACGGCAUCGGCCUCUACGGCAUCUGGCAGUACUACACCAUGACCAACUCGCCCGCCCACCUGGCCAUCAUCGAGGACUGGUUCGCCGCGCGCUUCGCCGCGGGCGGCACCACCAAGAACAUCAACACCAUGGCCGCCUUCCUCACCCUCGCCUGCGUCUACGAGCGCACCCGCAACCCGGCCUACCUGCCCUGGCUCGACGCCUGGGCCGAGUGGGCGUACCACGAUCUGCCGCGCACCCGCCACGGGGGCAUGCAGCAUAUUACGUAUCUGGAGGAGAAUAGGGGCCAGUUGUGGGACGAUACGUUGAUGAUGACGGUGCUGCCGCUGGCGAAGAUUGGGUUGGUGCUGGGGCGGCCGCAUUAUGUGGACGAGGCGAAGCGGCAGUUUUUGCUGCAUGUGCAGUAUUUGUUUGAUGCGAAGACGGGGUUGUUUUUUCAUGGGUGGGAGUUUGCGGAGGAGGGGCCGGGGGGGCAUCAUUUUGCGGAGGCGAGGUGGGCGCGGGGGAAUAGUUGGUUGACGAUUGCGGUGCCGGAGUUUUUGGAGCUGUUGCGGGAGGGCGGGGUGAGGGAUCAGGCGUUUGAGGCUGUCCUGAGGGAUACGUUGUUGGCGCAGUGCCAGGCGCUGGGGCCGCUGCAGGAGGCGGCGACGGGGUUGUGGCGGACGUUGUUGGACGUGUCUGAGGCGGAGGGCUCGUACCCCGAGGCGAGCGCCACGGCGGGGUUUGCGUUUGGCGUGCUCAAGGGGCAGAGGAAGCGGGAUCUUGGGGGGGAGUUUGACGAGAUGGCGAUUCGGGCGGUUAAGGGGGUGUUGGCGAAUAUCAGCGAGGAUGGGGAGUUGUUGAAUACGUCGUUUGGGACGGCCAUGGGGAGGGAUCUGCAGCACUACAAGGAUAUUCCCGUGACAAGUAUGCCGUAUGGGCAAGCCAUGGCGAUCAUGGCGCUCGUCGAGUUCUCGAGGAGGUAUCUCUGA